This is a messenger RNA of Dissoconium aciculare CBS 342.82, 2999 nucleotides long. RefSeq lists its product as uncharacterized. Bases 181 to 2778 code for a protein of 865 amino acids. The record is from RefSeq and is a predicted model, not a curated record. Lineage: Eukaryota; Fungi; Ascomycota; Dothideomycetes; Mycosphaerellales; Dissoconiaceae. The transcript has 2 exons.
AUAGCGAUGCUAAUUACUCCUGCGAUCGCUCCUCUAAAAUCUUGAUAAAACUACCUGCCCCGUGCGCAGGAUUAUUGCUUGCUCACCGAGCUAGCGACGUACUUGGAGUCCUUCCUAGGAGAGAAGGCUAGACCAACGCGCGGAAGGGAGAAUUGGUUUGCUUGCCAACACAUUGCAAAUAUGAGGUUUGGGGGCAGCAUUCGGUCCAAGUCCGAGGAUCACUCCGUCAAGGCAGCCGACGUCAUCCUUCAGCUGGGGGAUUCACGUAUUGCGCUGAAAGCGGAAGAUGUCGCCGGAGCCAACGUCAGCACAACACGAGGUGACUCCUGCGAAGAUCUGGCGCAAAGACAGAUUCCACAUCAGAACACUACCGACGACGAAGCCAGAGCACAUGUUGCUUUGCAUCGCAUGCAGAAGGAGCUCUCAGGAAACACGACCGCCACAUCCGCCGCACAGCAUGUGUAUUGGUCGCCCGACGACUUUUCCCAGUCAUUCCCUCAAAAUACGGAGAACUCGGUCCGGAGCACAGAUUCGCCAGAAUCGGUAGGCCUGCAACAUACCACAUUUCACCGAUCACAAGAAUCGCUCUCCAUGACACAGCAAGCGCAAAUGUCUGCCGCGCGUGACUUUGCGCGCUCUUUCGGCCAGUCAAAUACAUUCGACCCUGUCAGUGGGGUAGUGCCUGGUCAAGAAUAUUCACCCGAAGACAUGCGACGCGAUGAGGAAAUCCGCCGUAGCAAGACCGUUGGCGCGUCGGCUACCAAAUCGAGGCGGCCUCGCAAACUGGACUUGGCUCAAUUUUUCGCUCAGGCCAAACAUUCACACAGUGGACCUCCCACGCUUUCGCCAUCCAAUGCCUCUCCAUCAGGUGCAGCCGACAAUAACGAUCUUCCGACUCUCACCCCCUCUUCUUGUACUUCGUUCUCUGCUGCAGGCAGGCGGGCGAAAGCCGCAUCAAACGCUGCCGAGUCAAUGGCUUUACGACCACUGACGGCCAAGAAAGAGCUAGAAGGUGAUAUUUUUGAUCCCAAGACAAAUGUGCGCCGGCCACCGAAGGGCAUUCAGAACUGGUUUGACGCAUACCUCUCCGAUGACGAUGACGAAGAGGAUGAAGUGGAAGAGAACAACGGCGAAGGCGUACCUAUGUCUUUCGAGCUUCCUGCAGACGAGAUACUCCCACCAGCAUAUGAUGGACCCAAUCGUAUGCAUACUAACCGAUCCACCGACUCAAAUAACACAUCAUCUAGCGGAAUUUCAAGUGAUCGAAAACACAGCGAUGGUCGCCAGUGGCAGCCAUCAAGUAAACAAGACUCCGUGUUGUCCGUCUCGUCGCUCGAGGGCGAUCGGGACACGUUCGAUGCUCGAUGGACUCACAGCGCCUCCCACAGUCACAGUUCUUUGUUGCCUGCCUCGCCGUACAGCGCUACUUACCUUCAUUCCUCGUCAUCGCGUCCGCACAACCUACGUAGUCUAAGUCACGAAAGCCUGUAUACCAGCUCUCGCGACAGCAAUCACAGCAGAAUACAAUCUGGUGGCGGCGUCUCAAUUGCCAAUUCGACAAUGUCGCGCGACAAGCCACUUCCACGACCACCAGGCCAGAACUCCGAUGCUGCCAUGUCUCCCAUUUCGAGCUCCGGAUCCUUUGGGCGAGGUUUCCAUCGCAUGAACAAUCCUAGUGUUGGAUCAACGAUACCAGACUCACCGUACAUGGAAAAUCAGGGUGAUACUUUGGGCGGCGACGCCGCUGUCGUCAUGGCGGUCACAGAGGAAGAGCGACAACUUCUGGAUUUAAUGCGCCGGAAACGGGCUGCUAUGGCGCAAUUGUCUUUUUCCGAAGGCUACCAGAUGGCAUUACGUCAGGACGCGCAACAUUACCAGGGCCAACCAUCCUUGUCUCCAACGACCAUGGAACUUCCGCGCGAGUUUCGCGCGAGCGAUCGUCGAGCACCAGGUCAAGCAGUACGCAGCUGGACUGUCUCGGUUCCAACGCAUGCAGACGACGAGAUGAUACGGCGGCAGCUUAGCGAUAUUCGUAAAGAAGAUGUCGACAAUGCGCUGAAGAUGGAACGCUUCCUAAGCAUGCAGGCUCCGCCGGUCCUGACAUCUAUGCACCCUGCCGAGAUUCCCCGGGUGCCUGUCGAACUGCCAGCCUCGAUGCCGAACGACGAGCCUUCGAUGCACAAUGGUACUUUGCCACACCAAAGAGUUCCAUCACUCAUCCACACGGUCAUGCCGGAGGACGACGAUUCGGCGGUCGACAACCCAGCGAAGGUCAAAAAGUUCCUCGCCAACAGCACCGGACUCUAUGCCGCACCACCGUACACAGCCGCCGCCGGUGGGUCCCCCGGGCGAAACAAAUCUUCACUUGCGGGAGUCAUGCCAUCUCCAGUACCAGAAGAGGAACCGAUCUCAUCGCAAACGACACCGCGAGCAGACACGGAUGCCCUGCCGCGUCCUAGCAUCGAUCAUCCAGUAAUCACCAUGCGCGACGACCCACGACAGCUGCCCAUAGAAAUUCAGAUGGUUGCAGAGAUGCUCCGCAGCAGUAGCAGUGACGGGAGUGGUCACGACAGUGUCGGAGCGGACUCCUCGACUCCAGCAUCAUCAGUUCCCUCAUCGAUGGCACGAAGCGCCUCGGUAUCGUCAUUCCUAUCACGACAAGAUUCGACCAAGCACCUCGCACAUCUGCGGCCUAUCGGAAACGCCUCGCCACUAGGCUCACUCAUUUCCGCUUCGGGUGAGACUGGUAGCAGACGCGACCAAGCCAUCCCAGAGUAGCAAGGUUUCGGUUUAUCGAUGUGGUGCUUCGAGGCGGCACCGCAUACCAUCCGUUCUUGAAUUUCUGCUUCGCAACUUAUUACAUCCCCGCCGUACUCUACAGCCACAUGAUCGCAAGCGACUGACACCAUUCAUGCGAUCCUUGCCUUUUUUCCUCCAAGAGGAAGUCUUGAUGACAAAUAUCGACAUACGAAGCCGCGCUCCUCAGCCACGAACCACAU